Molecule: messenger RNA, 1089 nt
Organism: Batrachochytrium dendrobatidis JAM81
Lineage: Eukaryota; Fungi; Chytridiomycota; Chytridiomycetes; Rhizophydiales
Exons: 2
Coding region: 133-1089 (318 amino acids)
Source: RefSeq, a predicted model, not a curated record
CCACAAAGUAGCAGAUAUCACCAUCUGCACAAAUCAUCACUAUUGCAGUGUCUUUAUCAAACCAGCACGCAUUGAUUGACAAGCUCAGUACAGCGUCUCAUUAUAGCACUGACUCGAAUACCAUCUAUAGGAAUGGGGUCGGGAGCAUCAAAACAAAUUACACCGGCUACACAAUCCAGUCAAAUUCCAAAAAAGUCGCAAGCAUCUGACAAGGCAGAUGGCCAUACAUUGAUAUCAGAUCCUCGCGACCAUUCUAACCAGCACCAUCCCGCCAGCCCAGCGAGUUCCAUGUUUCCAUAUGCUCCACCAUCUCAACCUCGAAUUAUCGAUAAUCCUGAUUUAAAUUUGCCCAGCCCAACAUCCAAAGAAUCAGCUCUUUACCGCCUUCGCCAGGUCGAAGAAGAGCGUAAUAACGCUCUCUUGGAUAAGCGCCGUUUUGCCGUGCUUUUGUCCGAGGCAGAAACAGCAUCAGCAACACGCAAUGACUUGGUGCAUGACCUAGAGCAAGAACUGCGGGCUCAAAUGAUAGCCCUCAAGCAACAAACCCAAACUGUCACGGAUUUAAAAGAAUGCGUUGCAUCCAUGUAUACUGCUUUAUGCGCUUACAAAGAAUUGGUGCAAAAGCAUAUCGAUCAUUUGGAUCCAUUGGUAUAUCGAAUGCAGGAUGUGUUGGCUCACGAUACUGCUGCAGAUACUACUCGUCCAAAUCCGCAAUUCUCAACACUUUCUAUUCAAGCCUCUGUCGACACCAUAGAGGCCCGAAUCGCACAAAUAGCAGCACUAGACUCUAGUACAUCAUCACAUGAUUUUAUUCAACACAGUCGCCUUCCUUCUGUAGGUCGUCCAUCUGAAGUUAUCGCUACUCAUACAAAGGAUACCUUGCCACAACUCAUUUCAGAUUAUAUCCAACUUGCUUAUAAACUCAAGACCAGAGCAACAAAAACACUGUUUUGGACCGAGAAGGAUCCAUCUAAAGUAUUUCAUGCGGCUACCAAUGGUGAAAUGCUUAGUUUUUUGAAUCAAAGCUACGCAUCAGGGUUUUCUCAGUCAUUCGAUGCAUCAGAGACUUCAUUGGAAAGAGUUUUAUAG